Molecule: messenger RNA, 870 nt
Organism: Pelecanus crispus (Dalmatian pelican)
Lineage: Eukaryota; Metazoa; Chordata; Aves; Pelecaniformes; Pelecanidae
Source: RefSeq, a predicted model, not a curated record
UUCUGCUUGAAUCACUCAACAAGAACGAGCAAUCAGCCAAUGGCCAGUCCCAAUCCAGGGAGUCCACAAAUCCCCAGUUCAAGAAAAUGAGCGGAGACUUCCCCUCGGCCAAUGGAGAGGCUGGUGGGGAGGCCCCCAAGGGCUACACUCAGGACCAGGUGGAUGCAGUGAAGAGGGUAAAGCAAUGCAAAGAUUACUAUGAAAUUCUGGGAGUAAACAGAGAAGCUUCUGAUGAGGACCUGAAAAAGGCUUACCGGAAACUUGCACUAAAAUUUCACCCAGAUAAGAACCAUGCACCAGGGGCUACAGAGGCAUUUAAAGCCAUUGGUAACGCGUACGCGGUAUUGAGCAACCCAGAGAAGAGGAAGCAAUAUGACCAGUUUGGAGACGAGAAACUCAACCCUGCUCGGCACGGACACAGUCACUCGGACUUCCACCGCGGGUUUGAGGCAGACAUCUCCCCCGAGGACCUCUUCAACAUGUUUUUUGGUGGUGGUUUUCCUUCUAGUAAUGUUCACGUAUACAGCAACGGCCGGAUGCGAUAUACCUACCAUCAGAGGCAGGACAGACGAGAACAUCAGGGUGACGGUGGCCUUGGGUUGUUCGUCCAGCUGAUGCCUAUCCUCAUCCUGAUCAUUGUGUCUGCUCUCAGCCAGAUGAUGGUCUCCAGCCCACCCUACAGUCUGAGCCAGAGGCCGUCUGUGGGUCACAUACACAAGAGAGUGACAGAGCACUUGAAAGUCGUCUACUACGUAUCGGAGACCUUUGCAGAUGAAUACACGGGCACGAACCUGAAAAACGUCGAGAGGAGCGUGGAGGACGACUAUAUCGCAAACCUCCGAAAUAACUGCUGGAAAGAGAAGCAGCAGA